GGCAGGGCCGGCCAAUGAGAGCGCGGGAAUGGAUGCGCUCCCACCAAUAGCAGCAGAAGGGGCGGGACUUAGUGAACAAUGCUUGUUUCAUAGCAAAAGAAGCUUUUUUUAAACUUGGGAGCUAAUUUUUUUCUGUUUUUUAGAGAUCUGGAAGGAAAAAAAAAGGGGAAAAAGGGGGGAGUUUGUGUGUAAUGCAUUUCUAUCCCAACCCUUUGCUGUAUAUGGAAGCUUCUCUCCCCCAGCCAAGCUGCACUACCCAUUUGGAGUGGAUUUAAUCCGGAUUAAAAGAGUCCAAACGGGAAAAAAAGGAGGGAUCUUGCUUUCGAGGUGGAGAUCUUCUUGCUUUAGAUCCAGGAGGAAGGAAAGAGGAAGAACAGCCCUUUUGGAAAUGCAUUGCUUUGGAGGAACUUGAUUUUUGUUUUGGUUGCAAAUAUAUUAAAUAUAUAUUUAUAUAUAUUUUUGGGUGGGUGGCUUUGGAAAAUAGAAUUGCAGGAAAAAUGCCAAAGAAGAGGAUGGAAUAAGGGGGGAAAUAUACCCCCCUUUUUGCAAUACCAAGGAAAAAAACAACGAGGACCCCCUGAAGGUUGAGGAGUGGUCCCCCCUGAAGCUGCAGGAGGAUGGCGGAGCCCACGCCUGGGCUGGGGCACCCCGGGGUCCGAGGGCUUUGAGUCUGGGGGUGCCACGAGGAGGAGGAGGAGGAGGAGGAGGAAGGCACCGAGGAGCCCUUCGUGCGGAGGAUGGAUGGACGAGACCUGGGGCCCCCGCGUUCGGUCCACGUCCCCCCGCCACUCCUCUCUGGGCUGGCCAUGGAGGGCCACCAUCGCGUGGCCGCCACUCGCCUGGCCCCCUUGGCCACGGGGCUCCCCCCGCCCGCCCCGCUCCCUCCGGGGAAAUACCUCGCCUCCGGCAUCAACCUGCAUUCCCACCCAGGCUUCUCCCAUCUGCCGAAUGGGUUGUAUCCAUCGUACAUUCCCUUGAGCCACCUGGAACCCCAUAACAGUGGGAGCCCUUUGCUUGCUCAGCUGGGCCAGCACAGCCUCUUCGAGUCCCCAAAAGAUGGAUUUUACCUGGCUAGCCAUGCAGGGCAGUCUUCUUUGCACCCCCAAGGCCCUCCUUCAAGAGCGGCAGCCAACCACACUUCGAGCACCCUGCUCCGUGAAAAGGACCUCGGGCACUUACAUAGGAACCCAAAAGACCCGACAGCCAAGGAGCGGGCGUACCGGAGUGACCUCUCUUUGCCCGGGGCCAAAAAGGAGAGCAAGUUGCGCGAGGAGCCCCGUCCCCACAGCGUGGUCGACCUCACGCAGGACACUAAACCCGACAGCGACAGGAAAGUGGGCGGCCUCGAGAAGGCCGCCAAGCCCGGAGGGGAGCGCAUGUCCCCGUUCCUUGCCGAACACAUGCCAAACCGGGCGGCCCUUUGCGGAGAACCAAAGUCCAAGAACCCGCUGCAGACCUCUUCGCUCAGCAACUGCAACGGUGGAGGGGACCCCUUGGGGAAAGCGGCGGGCUCCGAGCAAGACCGCUGCACCAAGGAGCCCAACAGACACGACGAGAACAUGAGGCCUUCUGCUCACGCACACGCCGACCGGCUGAAACGGGGCGACUCGACGAUGGGCUCGGUCGCCGCUUUGCACGUCGCCUGCAGCUGCCCGGCCUCGGCCCAGCCGGGGAAGCUGCCCCCUUCCUCCACCUUCCCUCCCCACCCGGUCCAUUCCAACAUGUACACCAUCUUCCCCUUGAGCAAGGAUCCCGGAAGGGAACACAAAGUCAUCGCCCCCACCUUCGUGCCUUCCGUCGAGGCAUACGACGAGAGGAACGGCCCCAUCCAGAUCGCCUCCCAAGCCCGGGACAACUGCAAGGGGAAGGAGAAGGACGCCCCCCUCGCCGCCCGCGUGGGGGUCUUGCAAGCCGUGCCCGACAGGUGCCUGGCCGAUGCCUCCUGCAACCUUUCGCCCCAAGAUUUCCCCGUGCACAUAGAGGCCAAAAGGAUGGAGCUGAUGCGGGAAAAAGGCUCCGUGAUCCGGGCGAACGCUAUGGUGCUGAAGAAGCAGGGGGCUGCGGACAGUUUCCUCAACCGGCCGAGGCUCAGCUCCCCGGAAAGCAGGGAGUUCCUGGCCUCAAAAGACUUGCUCAAAUCGGGUUCGGAGACCGAGCACCGCUCCGGCGAGCGGGACCGGUUUCAACGAUCUGGCUGCAGAGAAGCGGCGAAGAUAUAUGGCACUUUGGACUCUCCUUCUUCAUCUUCGUCCUCUUCCUCUACCAACUCCUCCUCCAUCUCUUCCUCUUCCUCCUCCCGGCAACAUCUCGAUCACGGCCAACAGCUGAAGCCUCCCGAACAGAAAUGGAAACCUUUCGAAAUGGGCAACUUUGCCACCACCCAGAUGGCUGUCCUAGCCGCCCAGCACAACCACGCCAACCGGGUGGAGGAGGAGGCCAAGAAGGUGUAUCUCGACCCCAGCAGCUUGCAGCGGUCCUCGGCGGUGGUGUCGCGGAGUGCCCCCGAGGGACUCCACCCGGCCUCUCACAGCGAAGGAUCGGCCAUGCAAAGCCUCAUCAAGUACAGCGGUAGCUUCGCCAAGGAGGCUUCCACCCGCCAGGGUAGCGGCAAGAGGAGCCCCUUCGGGGGUCUUGGCAACAUGAAGCUCGACCCCAACCAGCAGGGCUCAGCGAAGACCCCCCAGCUGCUUCCCCACCAGGCCAGCAAACAGCUGAAGAAGGAGCCGGAGCGCCCCGAGAGUGCCAAAUCGUUCGGGCGUGAGAGCAUUGGGUCUCAGGGAGAGGUGGAGGUUAGGCACCUGCCCGUGGGCAUCGCCGUGGCCGUGGCCCGGCAAAAGGACAACAAUGGUGGCACCAAGAUGGGACAAGGCCUGGUGGACCGGGACCGUUCUCUUUCCCUGAGCAACGUCAAAGGUCAUGGGCGUUCAGAAGAAGACUGUGGGGACGAUCGGGCGCGCCAUCGAGACAGCCACCUCCUGGCAAGUCGUCUGGAACGAGACCAAGAGAAGCUCCUCAGAGAAAGCAAAGAACUGGCGGACUUUGCUCGGAUCCAUCCGGCUGGCUGCGCUACCAAUGGCUUGAACGCCAACCUCAUGGUGACGGGAGGGCCACCCUUGGCCGGCUCAGGGCGGUGGUCUGCUGACCCAGCAGCCCACCUGGCAACUCACCCUUGGUUACCCAGGACUGGCAGCUCUUCGGUGUGGCUAGCAGGUCAUCCCUACGGACUGGGACACCCUUCCUUGCACCAAGGCAUGGCUCCCGGCUUCCCCGCGACCCUGGGGGGAGCCCUGUCUUCCGCCUACCAGUUUGCCAGGGACCCUCAGUCUGGCCAGCUUGUCGUAAUCCCCAGUGAGCACCUGCCACACUUUGCGGAGCUGAUGGAUCGCGCUCCCCCUCUCUGGCCUGCUGUGUACCCCCCUACAAGGAACUCUCUCCAGCAUGCUCACCAGCUCCAGCUCUUGUCUCACCAGCAACUGAUCCGCCAGCAUGAGCUCUACAUCCUCCAGCAGCAGGCGGCCCAUGCCAUGGAGCUACACAGGAGCGCACAGCUGGUGACCCAACCGCUACUUGCUUGUAUCGCGAUCUCCCAAUACCGCUCCCCCCAUGCCCCACCCUUGCUUCUCCGCUCUCCGCCCCCGGCCCCCACCAUGCCCCCAAAAGAAGAAGAAGAAGAAGAAGAAGGGCCCGAGAGCGUGGAAAAGAAAGAACUGGACCUGGAGAAGGAGGCCUCCAGUCAGUAUCAGGCUCUGUUCCCAGAAAUUCCAUCGGGAUACCCAUUCCAGUCCCUCCCAGCAUCCUUCAGGAGACAUUACCCAUACCUCCUUCAACCAACUGCUGCCUCAGAUGCCGAAGGCCUGGCUCCGGAUGUCCCGCUGCCCACAGGAGACCCUGAGCACUUGGCCCUCUCUCCCGAGGUCAAACCCAUCCAUCUCUCCCCGUCCAAAAUCGUUAAGCCCAUCCAGACGGUGGAGGAAGAGGAGCCUUUGGAAGAGCGGGUGAAAACAGAGGUGGAGCUGGAUGAGAACCAGGAAGAGGGUCUCUGUGAGUCAGAGAUGGAGGCCCUGAGCAUGGCCAACUCGGUUGCCCUUCCGGUCCAGGAAGUGAGCAAUUGCACCCUUCUGUUGCAUCACGCCAAAGCCCUGCAGUGCGAGGAAGAGCAUGACGAGGAGGAAGAGGAAGAAGAAGAAGCAGCUCUCCAGGAGUGCCAGCCUGCUUAUCAAGUAAUGGAAUUGGAGUCCCAAGUGGAAGCGACCCCUGACGUUGAAUCUUGCCCAGUCCACAUGGACUACAACGGAGCCUUGUUACACGGGGAGAAUGAACUACCUGAAGUGGACCUCAUCCCUCAGCCUGAAGGCCCUUGCGCGGUCACAGACAUGCCUCACAUUAGCUCUCCCCGGACAAGGAGGGAAUUCUCCAGCACGUUUCAGGAAGAGGUGGAGCCAAUGUUGAGGGAGCCCUGCUACGGGGAUGAGGAUGCCUCCUGCCAAGUCCCACACCUGGACAUCAAACCGGACGACCCUCUAGCUGGUAUGAAUGUUUUGGCUGCGGCAGCUGAGUUGCCCCAGGCCUGCUCCUUACUGCCGAGCGAUGGCAUCACACAGGAGGCCGUGGUCAACCUGGAAGUGUCCUCCUCUCUAUCGCCAGAGCACACCUUCCUGCAGGGGAUCACCUUGCUGAGCGAAAUCGCGGAGAUCGAGCUGGAGAAGAGGAGGCAGGAGAUGCAAGGGAUGGAGAACUUCCCCAUUCGCCCAACCCUGGAGAGUCUGUUAGCUGCCAGCACCCAAAUGCUGAUGGAAGUCCUCUCCACGCCCUUUGUGGACGGCCUGAAGAACAUCCGUCUUCCUCGAGAACUGGAUCCCAACAAAAAGUACAGCUGGAUGCAAAAGAAAGAUGAAGCUCUGUACUCCAUCAAGUCAUCUGUUGAGAACAUGGAUGCAAUGGAGUUGGACUACAGGAUGAGGUUGGCUGAGCUGCAGAGGAGGUACAAGGAAAAACAGAGGGAACUGGUCAAGCUGCAGCGACGGAGAGACUCUGAGGAAAAGCAUGACGAGAAAAGUAGAAGCUUGGCAAGACGAGGCCCAGGAAGGCCCAGGAAGAGGAAGCAUGGACCCAGUGCUCUCUCGCCCCCGACGGAGAGAGGGAAGAGCGGCUGCAGGAGCGGAAAACUCAGCAAGUCCUUACUCCUCUCGGAAGACUCCGAGACUGGUGAAGGCAGCAGGAAGAGGCACAGAGGCAUCCUCCUUGACGAGGAGGAGGAGAUGGAGAGCAGGACCGGGAGGAUGAAGGGCAGAAAUCGCAGCUGGGAUGAGCAAGAUGUGCUUGCCAACUUCUCCAAUGAGUUAAAGAUGAAGAAGAAGAAGCUGGCCUCCGACCAGGAGCAACUGGUGAGCAAGCUGGACAAAGCGCUGUCUCUUACCAGGCACAGCAAAUUGAAAUCGCCUUUUAAGUUUGCAGACCGCUCUGGGGGAAGGCAGAGAAACGGAGGGUGCUUCAGCAGCCGGUACCUGUCGCCCCACGAGGCCUUCCUCGGCAAAGAGGACAAGAAGCACCUGGGCAAAGCUAUGAGCUUCUCUCUGAAAGCUUCCAGAGAAGGUAAAAACAAAAUGUCUGCCCAAAUGAAGAAGAUGGAGGUGGGGCUCAGAGUCAAGGGCCACCUGAAGGUCUCCAGUUCACCAGCAAUGUCUGAAGUUAGCAGCUACUCCUACAAUACAGACUCUGAGGACGAGGAGGAGGAAUCCCUGCAGGACGAGUGGUCUUCUCCUUCCCCGGCCAGCUCCCGAGUGAGACCCCCGAGCCUCUACCGCGUAGUGGCCCCAAAGCGCAGCCGGAUCGCGGGGGGGCUGAAAGCGACCCCCAAGGGCCUCUCCCCCGCCAGAACUCUCAAAUCUAACCUGGCGGCUGCUGCUGGUGCCCGGAAGCCGCCCUUCUGCUUGCUGCCCAGAGAGGCCGAAGCCGGCUAUUCAUUCAGUGAUUCCUCGGAGGACUCGUUUGAUCAAGAUUCUAGCUCCGAAGAUGAUGAAGAUGAAGAAGAAGAGGACGACGACGAGGAAGAGGAAGAGGAGGAAGAGGCAGGCUAUGGGAUGGGCAGCAGCGACAGGCUUUCGCCACCCGCUUUGGACGAGAGCGGCUUGGGCCUGCUGGCGAGAUUUGCAGCCAGCGCUAUGCCGAGUCCCAUCAUCCCACCUUCCCUUUCCGUUAUCCAGCUCGAAGCCAAGCAGAAAGCCAAGAAAAAGGAGGAGAGGCAGAGCUUGAUGGGAACCGAGUUUGAAUACACUGACUCAGAGAGUGAGGUGAAGAUCAGGAAGAAAUCUCCCUCUGGGUUGCUACGUGGAAAGAAGGGCCUGCUGGACCCAAGCAGUGCCGCGGCGAUCCAGUCCAUAAGCGCCAUGGAUCCCACUCCAGGCGGGAGCGCGGACAAGGCCAAGAUGGCCCCCGAAAAGAACCGGAAGCUGAAGAAGUUCAAGUCCCCCAAGGACCUGCCCUUUGAGUUUGGCCUGGAAGUGAGCGACGACGAUCUCUGGACCCGGCGGAGGAGCGAGCGGAUCUUCCUUCACGAUGCCACCAUGUCCUCGCCCGCCUUGUCCCCCGCGACGGCAAACGGCUCCACCUCCAUUUCCAAAGCGGGGCGCUGCGUGAAGGGCGCCUCCCUGAGCCCCAAGAAAGAGGGGAGCAAAGGGAAGGAGCGGAAAGAGCUCAGCAAGAAGAAGAAGAACAAAGAAGGUCCGUUCUGCUCGUCUUUGUCGUCGUCCUCCUCCUCGUCUUCCUCCUCCCUCUCCCCUCCGGGCAUUGCCAGCUCUCCACCAGACAUCCGCACCAGCUUGGCAAACUCCCUGAGCUCCAGCAAGAAGAGCAAAGGCAAGGGCAAAACUAAAGAGGUGAAGAAAGAGAACCGAGGGAAAGGAGGUGCCGUCAGCAAGCUCAUGCAGAGCAUGGCCGCCGAGGAGGAUUUUGAGCCAAACCAAGAUAGCAGCUUCUCCGAGGACGAAAACAUGCCAUUGAAUGUGCUUCUGGAGCGGCCGCUGACUCCAGCCCCUCGUUCUUGCAUCAUCGACAAAGACGAGUUGAAGGAUGGCCUGAGAGUCCUGAUCCCCAUGGACGACAAGCUGCUCUACGCUGGCCACGUGAAGACCGUCCACUCUCCCGACAUAUACCGAGUGGUGGUGGAAGGAGAGCGAGGGAAUCGGCCCCAUAUUUAUUGCUUGGAACAGCUGCUGCAAGAGGCGAUCAUUGACGUGAAACCCCCUUCGGUACGAUUCCUGCCUGAAGGCACAAGGAUCGCUGCCUACUGGAGUCAACAGUACCGCUGCCUCUAUCCGGGAACGGUUGUCCGAGGGGCUCAUGAUCAGGAGGAGGAUGGAGACUUGAUCACCGUAGAGUUUGACGAUGGCGACACUGGACGGAUCCCCUUAUCUCACAUCCGGUUACUUCCAACGGAUUACAAAAUCCAGUGUGCCGAGCCUUCUCCGGCCCUCUUGGUACCCAGCAUGAAACGCCGCAGCCGCAAAUCCAGUAAGGAUACUGGAGAAGGAAAAGAAGGAACUGGGAUGGAAUCGGAGGAGAUCGCUUCAAAAGGCAAAGGACGUGGGAGAAAAACAAGCAGCAAGGAGAAAGCUGAAGAAAGUGUCCUAACAGAACCAACAAACCAGGAGGAAAUACCCACAAGCCCUUCCCAUCUGCCCGAAAAGACUGUUUGCAAGCAGACUGUGAAAAGCUCAAAGAAAACGCCGCCGGUCCCUGCCAGAUCCUCCCCAGACCCCACAGAAGAAAAACACCAAAGUAAAGGCAGUAAGAUGAAGAUUUCAGCCAAAAUCCACAGUCCAUCGCAGUCCUCUUUCCAGUCGCCAGUGUUCAGCAGCGUUCGUAGCAAUGAGCAAUACGCUGAGCUCUCAGGCAUCUUGGGAGCCUUCGGUUCUUCUGAUGCCUCCUCCCACAAAGUCAAGUCAAAGAAAGGGAAGUCCUCCGAGGACUCCCAGGAGUUUGGGUCAACGGCCAAAGCCCAGAGGAAGAUCCCGGACAGUGAGGUCCUGAUCAAGCUAGACCACGAGGGGGUCAUGUCUCCCAAGAGCAAGAAGACGAAAGAGGCCAUGCGGAUGCUGGGAAGCUCAAACCUGGCCGGCAGGAGGGAGGCCAAGAACAUCCUGGGAAUGAGCUACAAUUCCAUCGCAAGUGCCGACGCCAAGCAGAAAUCUUCGAGGAACAAAGCAUCCGGCGGAGAAGCUUCUGCCUCUAAGUUUUCCAGCAAGUUUGGAGGUGGCUCUGGAGAGACUCCUUCGUCUUCCAAAGAUCAUGAGGACAAAGACCAAGCAGAGCCGGCAGGAGACGAGUCCGAAAGCAACAGUAGCGGCAGCAGUUCGGAGUCAGAAGGGGAAGAAGAUGAAGCAGAGAAGAACGGCGGCGCCGCCCAAGAUGGCAGCUCCGCCAGCUCGCGGGCCUCCACGCCCAUGUCUUCCACAAACUCCUCCACUUCCUCCUCCUCCAGCAGUAGCAGCUCCUCUUCCUCCUCCUCUUCUUCCUCCUCCUCCACUUCCUCUUCCUCCUCCAGCUCCAGCUCUUCCUCCUCCUCCUCCUCUUCCUCCACCACGGAUGAAGACUCCUCCUGCAGCUCGGACGAGGAGACCUCUGAAUCCCAGCCCGGUGUUUCUUCUGCCCAGCAGGCCUUGCCUUCCAAGCCAGCCAAGCAGGCCGGGAAAUCUCGCUCAGCUUCCCACCCUCCGGACUCUAAGCAGCAGCAGCAGCCGCCACAACCAUCGCCACCACAAGCACAACAGCAGCAGCAGCAGCAGGCGGCACAGAAGCAGCCGAGCGGGAACAAGAACCGGCCCAAGAAGCGCGAGGGGAUCCACUUGCCCACCACCAAGGAGCUUGCCAAGCGCCAGCGGCUGCCUUCCGUGGAGAACAGGCCCAAAAUUGCUGCCUUCCUACCUGCACGACAGCUUUGGAAGUGGUUUGGGAAGCCUACCCAGAGGCGUGGGAUGAAGGGAAAAGCCCGGAAGCUCUUCUACAAAGCCAUCGUCCGCGGAAAGGAGAUCAUCCGCAUCGGAGAUUGUGCCGUCUUCCUAUCGGCCGGCCGGCCCAACCUGCCCUACAUUGGCCGGAUCCAGAGCAUGUGGGAGUCCUGGGGGAACAACAUGGUCGUCCGAGUGAAAUGGUUUUACCACCCAGAAGAGACCAAUCCUGGGAAGAAACUCAAUGAAGGCAAGCGCUGGGAUCAGAAGUCCGGGAGGAGCCUCUCCACGGCACUUCAGGGUUCCAAACAGAGGAAAGACUUCAUGGAGCGUGCGCUGUACCAGUCUUCCCACGUUGACGAGAACGACGUCCAGACAAUCUCGCACAAAUGUCUGGUGGUCGACUUGGAGCAAUACGAGCAGAUGCUGAAAACCAAGAAAUACCAGGACAGCGAAGACCUUUACUACCUAGCGGGGACAUACGAGCCCACCACGGGCAUGAUAUUCAACACAGAUGGGGUCCCCGUCAUCUGUUAACUACUUUGGGGGAAUCCCACCCUCCCAAAGCAUUCGGAGUAACGCCCCUCGCCUCUCCGUAGAGGAAGGAAGAGACGACGACAAAGAAGAAUGGGAUGUAAUGAAAUGUAUGUGCCUGUUUUAACGACAGCAUGAUUGUUUUAACACUCGGUCACAUCGUUCCAGAAAUACAAAGCGAAACCCCGGAGGGGUCUUUCAGAAACAGAACGAUCGAACUCGUGCAAAAGAAGGGAAUAAGGUUGUUUUUUUAAUCUUUUCACAAAACGACACAAGGCAGGAAGUUUGCAAUCUGUCCGUACACGAACUGGUACGACUUUGGGGUGCUGUGCCACAUCGAUUGCCGGGAUAAAGCUGAGCACACCUUCCUUCCCGUGGUUCAGGCGUGCAUAGGAUAUUUCAGGAAACUCAACGUCUUCUCAAACCUUCAGGGUCAUCCACACAGCCUUCCUCACCAAAAACUAAGAUGAACUAUGUUGCAGGGUCAACGAGACGCUCAUGGAGCCUCCGCUCAGGUGUUUGCUCCACCUGAAAGUCUGCCUGCAAACGGAGACCUGAAGGAAGGAGCCACGGUUGAGAAUUAUAGUAUUUCUUGGACAUAAAUUUGCAGCCUGGAGAUGCUGAGAGAGAGACCAGCCACGCAACGGUGUCCUAUCUAGAUCCAUUUUCCUGCUCCUUCCAAACAUUUGGUACUUUUUAUUCCAAGCCGGGGUGGCUGAACGAGAAGCGUUUCUUCCUCCCAUUAAGAUGAAUGUAAAGUGAACGGCUCCUGCUUGGAAAUCCCGGAUCUUGCUUCCAUCACAACCAAGAUUUUGGGGAAAGGCGUGUGUUUGGGACGUUGGCUGUUUGGCUCUUUGCUGCUUCAGGAACUCAAAACACUUACCCUUCCAUAUAUAUAAAUAUAUAUAUCACAAGCACCAGGGGCUUCCUGCUGGCGCAGUGGGUUUUUACACCUCUGAGCUGCUGAACUUGCUGACCAAAAGGUCAGUGGUUCGAAUCCGGGGAGCAGGGUGAGCUCUCGCUGUUAGCCCCAGCUCCUGCCAACCUAGCAGUUCGAAAACAUGCAAAUGUGAGUAGAUCAAUAGGUACCGCUUCUGCGGGAAGGUAGCCGGGGUGAGUUCCCACUGUUAGCCCCAGCUCCUGCCAACCUAGCAGUUUGAAAACAUGCAAAUGUGAGUAGAUCAAUAGGUACCGCUUCUGCGGGAAGGUAGCGAGGGCGAGCUCCCACUGUUAGUUAGCCCCAUCUCCUGCCAGCCUAGCAGUUUGAAAACAUGCAGAUGUGAGUUUGGCUUUUGUGGGAAAGUAGCAGGGGCAAGCUCCCACCGUUAGCCCCAGCUCCUGCCAACCUAGCAGUUUGAAAACAUGCAAAUGUGAGUAGAUCAAUAGGUACCGCUUCUGUGGGAAGGUAGCCGGGGUGAGUUCUGACUGUUAGCCCCAGCUCCUGCCAGCCUAGCAGUUCAAAAACAUGCAAAUGUGAGUAGAUCAAUAGGUACCGCAUCUGCGGGAAGGUAGCGGGGCGAGCUUCCACCGUUAGCCCCAUCUCCUGCCAGCCUAGCAGUUUGAAAACAUGCAGAUGUGAGUUUGGCUUUUGUGGGAAGGUAGCGGGGGCGAGCUUCCACCGUUAGCCCCAUCUCCUGCCAGCCUAGCAGUUUGAAAACAUGCAGAUGUGAGUUUGGCUUUUGCGGGAAGGUAGCGAGGGCGAGCUCCCACUGUUAGCCCCAGCUCCUGCCAACCUAGCAGUUUGAAAACAUGCAAAUGUGAGUUUGGCUUCUGCAGGAAGGUAGCGAGGGUGAGCUCCCACCGUUAGCCCCAUCUCCUCCCAACCUAGCAGUUUGAAAACAUGCAAAUGUGAGUAGAUCCAUAGGUACCACGGUAAACGGCGCUCCAUGCAGUCAUGCUGGCCACAUGACCUUGGAGGUGUCUACAGAGAACGCCGGCCCUUCAGCUGAGAUAUGGAGAUGAGCACCAGCCCCCAGAGUCUGACACAACUAGACUUAAUGUCAAGGGGAAACCUUGACCUAUGUCAUGCACCUGGACCUUCUGAAGACUCCUCGGUGUUUCAGACAGGACAGAAUACUCAAAACCAUUUCCCCCUUCUUCCUCCCCCACUGGGCCCCCUUCGUAAAGACUUAAGGAGAAGAUGGCACUUGCAGAAACGUGGGGCGUUUACCCGUGGGGGGGGGUGUAAGCGUUGGCCGUGGCACCUCCCGCUAAAGUUUGCCAGCCCACCCACGCCCAUCCCUCCAUCUGUCCAUCCGUUGAGCCACGAGAGAUACAGGGACGCAAUCAGUCACGGGCAAAGCCGCACGGGCGAAAAGUUCGGUGAUGGGGCGAGGUGAGAACGGACAAUAAUAAUUCUGUAUUUUGCACUUAAAGAAUCAAAACAAACGAACUCGUACACUACACACGCACCGCURAGACGCCGUGAUUGUUUCUGCCCGAGUCGGACUGUACCAUUCCAGCACUACAAGUGGGGAGAUCYGUGGACAGAUAUUUGUGUUUUUUAAAAAUUCUGYGGCRAAGUAUCCGGUCCCGGGGAAAAGGCGUCUUCCUGUGUUUUCCACCCUUUUUUCCGAAAUCACGACCGAUUUUUAACCGAACCACACUGGUGCUGCUUUGUAUCGCCUGCCUUUUUCCCCCCCCCCCCCCGAACCCCGGACUGCCACUUCCAGAAAAGAGACCUUUCGACAGAUCGACGUGUCUUUUAAACUCACUCCACCCACCCAUUCGACAACUCUGUACAGUUUGAAUCUACCAAAAGACUCAUAUGUAGUGUUCUCCUUCCUUUUUUCCCUUCCGGAUAGUAAGACGGAAGCAAAACAACAAGAGAGAGGAAGCGGAAAAGGAAGGGGAAGCGGGGAGGGAAAGCAAAAACGGAAUCCAACUUUUUAAUUAAUAACUAUAAAGUAUAAAUAUAUAAAUAUAUAUAAAUAUAUAAACAUUUUUUUAAAAAAAACUGUGAAAAAAAAAUUUACGAAAUUAUGACAAAAAAAAAAGCGAAAACACGGUCUGACAUUUUAGACGCCUCUAUUUUUUAAUUUCCUGUUGGAUUGUGUGACCGCAGGGGAAGAAGAAGAAGAAGAAGAAAAAUCCGUACGGAAACUGUGUCUCUCUGUGCUUGUGUCGAAGCAACUUUUGUGUGAGCAAGUGUGUUAUUAUACAAAUAAUAAUAAUAAUAAUAAUAAAGAAGUGACACAGAGAGCGAGGAUUGAAGCGAAUGUUAAAUAGAAAGCACUUAACUGCCCAUUGCCUUCUAUGGAACACAAGGAUUUUUUGUAGACAAUCGAGAGGAAAGGAGCCAGGUUUUUGUCCCUUUUCCCCCCACGCUGUUUAUUAUUUUUGUUUUGUUUUGUUAUGUUUUCGGUUCCUCCCCCCACACCCCACACCCCUUUUUGCAUUCUGUUCGUUGCCGAAUUAUGUGUGAUUCCUUUUCAUAAAAAAAAAAUCUAUGAUUGAAAAACUAAACAA
Anolis sagrei ordinatus is the source of this 12947-nucleotide messenger RNA. The record is from RefSeq and is a predicted model, not a curated record. Lineage: Eukaryota; Metazoa; Chordata; Lepidosauria; Squamata; Anolidae.